CCCUUCCCUUCAUUUCCCCUCUCUUCUUACUUUCUCUCUCUUCAACAGACACACUAACACACAGUGCCUUUCUUCAUCGUUUUUAAACACAUGCUCAAAGACGACUCCUGUCAAGGAAAACCCUCAAACACCCGACAAUCCACAUCUUCCUUAAUUCCCACUCAAAACUAGCACAAAUUUAAAUCAUAAAGCAAUUCUUUUUCAACUUAGAUAAAGCCUACACACACACACACACAAAAUUGAAACAAGGAGAAAAAAAAGCUAAAGUCUUUACAGCCUUUCCACGAGUUAUUGAAAUCGGCUUCCAAAAAGAUUCAACAGUGAAGUGGGGUUUGUUUGAGAGAGAGAGAGAGAGAUAUAGGUUGCGUUAUAGAGAGAGAGAGAGAGAAAUGUUGGACUAUGGAUGGGGCAACCCAUCAUCGAUCAUGCUCUCUGGCGACGAAACCGGUCAAGAUUCCGAACCGAACCGCCCGGUUUUCGACCCUUACUCCUCCCAAAGCUUCUCCGACGCCGCCAGCUUCGCCAACCCGGACAACCACUUCGCCGCCGCGGCGGCGCACCACCACCACCUCCCCUUCCACACGCCCCAAACCCCGAGCUCCAACGCCCACUUCACGAGCUUCUACGGCGGCGGCGCCGCCCCAUACCCGAACCCGGCCUCAAUGCUGACGCUGGAGCCGGCCGCCGCGUACUCGGUGGUCCCGAAGAGCGAGCCGAUGGUCGGCGGCUUCGAGUUCAACGCCGAGUACAACAGCCGAAUCGGCCUCAACCUCGGCGGCCGCACCUACUUCGCCUCCUCCGAGGACGACUUCGUCAACCGGCUCUACCGCCGGUCCAGGAUCCUGGAGCCCGGUUCGGUCAACUCGCCGCGCUGCCAGGCCGAAGGGUGCAACGCCGACUUGACCCACGCGAAGCACUACCACCGCCGCCACAAGGUCUGCGAGUUCCACUCCAAGGCCGCCACCGUCAUCGCCGCCGGCUUGACCCAGCGCUUCUGCCAGCAAUGCAGCAGAUUCCACCUGCUGUCGGAAUUCGACAACGGCAAGAGAAGUUGCCGCAAGAGGCUCGCCGACCACAACCGCCGCCGCCGGAAAUCGCAGCAAACCAAUCAGGAUAAAUCCCACGCUGAAAUCACCGCCGCCUCCGAAAACCUAGCAAGGUCGCCGCCGGAUUCCGGGCCCCACUCGUCAUCCGUGACGGUGGCGAUCUCGCCGCCGAGAAUCUCGCUGGAUUGCUUCCGCCACCGGUCGUACACGGGCGGCGGCGGCACGACCUCGUCGACGGCGUCGACGAACUCCUCCCUCUUCUACUCCAAUAACGGGUAAAACAACUUAGGCAUUACUACAAAGCUCAUCAAGUGCGGGAAAUCGGUAGCUAUUAGUAAUAACAUAGUUGAGAUCGAUCGAGUUUGGAUUUCCUCAUCGCUUGUUAACCCUUAUUAUCUAAAAUUCCAAACUUUAAUUUGUUUUUUUUUUUUUUAUUUAAUUUUAAUUUUAUGAUGAUUAUGAUUAUGAUCACGUACUAUGUUUUGGUACGUGUAAGCCAUAUAUGAACAAUGUACCUUCAUGUUCCAGGGGAUUGAAUUCCCACUUUGCAUGCCUAA
Molecule: messenger RNA, 1603 nt
Organism: Salvia miltiorrhiza (redroot sage)
Lineage: Eukaryota; Viridiplantae; Streptophyta; Magnoliopsida; Lamiales; Lamiaceae
Product: squamosa promoter-binding-like protein 8
Exons: 4
Coding region: 390-1325 (311 amino acids)
Cellular component (GO): nucleus
Molecular function (GO): DNA binding
Source: RefSeq, a predicted model, not a curated record